Molecule: messenger RNA, 1809 nt
Organism: Chlamydomonas reinhardtii
Lineage: Eukaryota; Viridiplantae; Chlorophyta; Chlorophyceae; Chlamydomonadales; Chlamydomonadaceae
Exons: 2
Coding region: 384-1394 (336 amino acids)
Source: RefSeq, a predicted model, not a curated record
GUCAAAUCAGCUCGGCUGGGGACACGAGCAUUGGCUCGGAUCAUGGGCCGGGGGGAAUUGUACGGCAGUACAGGACACACGCGUGCAACCCAUGAUUCUUCGCCCCAAGAAAGCAUCUUGGCCUGCAAUUUGGCACACGUUAUGCACGCAUGGGCGGCAACAUACUUAUAUUUAGGGAGGCCAGGAAGGCGGUCUGCAGCGAGUGGGCCCAUGCAGCGGGGCCAGCGGCUGCUGUUGGGUGGGGAUUGUGCGCGCCCGGCCGGAUUUCGCGGGUUUAAGAACGGCGAUGGCUUAAUACAUGUCUCCAUAAUGUACUGUGCGAGUUUGGAGCGAAUAGGCGUGCGGAUCAUGAGGUCACACGGUCACCGGCAUCAAUUCGGAGCAUGCUCCCCGGUGCACCGGUGAACUUCCUUAAUCCUCGCGGCGAGGAGCCGGACGCGGAGACGCUGCAGAACUAUAAUGACAUCGCCGUGCCUGGUCUGCAGAAGUCCCAAAAGGACUAUUUCCUCGAGCAGGCCUCCAAGAAGAAGCAGGAAAUGGAGGCGCUCGUUGCGGAUGUCAUGCGCAAGAAGGCGACCGCGCUGGAGGAGGCGCGCACCAGCGAGGCGGCCAAGCGCGCGCGUGCGGAGCUGGAGGAGAGCGCGGAGAAGCAGCGCCGUGUCACCGCUCAAACGCAGCUGCCGCCGGUGGACCUCUCCAGCCAGCCGCUGCUGUCGCUCAGCGACCCCCUGGGCGACCUGGGGCUGCUGCCGCCGCUGCCGUCGCCGGCGGACGGCGGUGAUGAGGAGGGUCUGGGAGACGGCGAUGAGCGCGUGGAGCUGCCGCCGCCGCCCGCGCUGGCGCUGCCCGCCCCUUUAGUGCAGGCACUGCAGCAGCCACCUCCGUGCGUGCCGCCUCCGCAGCCGCCUCCGUGCGCCUGGCGGCAGCACAGGUCGCGUGCGGCAGGUUGUGUCGCGCAUCGAUGCAGGGCUGGGGCUAGGCGCUGGCGGUUCAGGCUGGGUGGAGUGCGGGUGAGCCGGGCGGCUGCACUGCAGGCUGUGGGCAACAGUGAGAGCAGCAAGCGCUCGUAUGAGGCCUUUGAGGACGCGGCGGAGGCCAAGCGCGAUGCCAACCAGCAUCAGCACAGGCAGCUCGCGAAGUGCGCUAACUUUAAGAGCCAGGCAGUGGAGGAGCCGGCGCUGCCUCCGUUGGGGUGUGAGGGCGAUGAGGAGGAGGAGGAGAAGGAGGAGGAGCAGGCGGCUGGCGGGGCGGCUGAGGAUGCGGCCGGGGGCUCGGGUCAGCAGGAGCAGCAGACCGGGGACAGGGUGCGCGCACUGGUGGCGCGCAUCAACCAGAAGGGGCAGUCGGCGGCGGGCAGCCAGGACGACGAUGAGCUGCCGCUACCCCAGAUUUAGGGGGACACGAUGACCGAGUAAAUAUGUAACGCACCCGCUUGCUUCCCAGUCGGGUUUCUCACGAGUUUUCCCGGAGUGUUCCCGGAGUUAUCCCUGAGUUAUCCCCGAUGAUUCCCAGCAUUUUACAGCGGCUCCGUCUCGGCGGUCUAUCCAACUAGGAGUUCGCAGUCGUUUGGGAUCCCAAGUCGGAAGCGAACGGUGUGGGUCCGAGACCAAGUGGGAGGAGGGGGCUGGGUUCCCAGUCAGCCCAGUAGGAAUCAAUAGUCGGCCGAGGGGCCAAUCGGGAGCCAAACGGAGUCAGGUCGGGGGCCCAAAUCCGUCCUUUUCGGGGAUUGUGGUGCUGGAACACCGUUGUGUAUGGAGGUAGUGAGAACUACCGGGUUUGGAAGGCAAGGCCAUGUAAAUAGUCGGUGUC